UUGAACUCGUGCUCGUUUUAAAAAAGAAUAAAUAAUAAUAAAAAAAGAAAAUAAAUUUAAAAAAAAAAAUAUAUUAUUAAAGUGCAAGCUAAAGAAAUAAAAAAAAGUAUAUUAAAUAAUUUACAAAUAUUAGCAAAAAAUUGUGAAAAAAUAAAAAAAAAAAUAAUAUAUAAUUUAAGCAUUGAAGUGUGCAAGAAAUUAAACAAGUGUAAAUAAUUGUUAUGAUAAAAAAAAGUUUUACAAAUAUAAAAAUUAAAAAAUAAAAACCAACAAAAGUGCAACAAAACAAGUGAAUUUUAAUACAAUAUCCGCUUCCGUUUAAGCCAACUUCCGUAUGUCAUAUUUGAAUUUUAUAAUUUUUACUCGUUAAAAGAAGUACAACACACAGAUUUCCACAAAAAAAGAAGCGGGAAAGGACAUUGAACAAAUUAAUAAAUCAUAUUUAACUGGACGCCAUAGAGAAAAGGCAAAAGAGGAAAGACGAAGGUAGAAAAAGGAUUUUAAUAUUAAAAGUUGCUUGUUGCAAAUUAAAAGCAGCAAUAAUUUGCCAACCAAAAAGUUAAAUUAAACUACAAAAACUACUGCUACAGCAGCUUAAAAGGCAGCAAAACUAUUGCAACAACAACAAUAAUAAUUGCUACAAUAACAAGACAUGCUCUUAAAUUUAACAGCAGCAACAACAACAACAAGAUGAUAAAUAUACAACAACAAAAACCUAUUAGCAAACAGCAACAGAAACAAAAGUAUCAGCAACAUUUUCAACAUCCACAUCCUCAACAACACCAGCAGCAAAAGCAGCGACAUCUUUCCCAUCAUCAGCAUCCUCAAAAAUAUUCCCACCAUUACCACUAUCAUCAUCCACAUCAUCAGGAGCAAUUUUAUCAUUUUAGCAGCAAAGAAAUUGUAUUAAUUUUUAAACAAAUUUUACAUUCACACACAAACAUUCUGAGAUGGAAUUUAUUGACGAUAUUUUUAUUAUGCAACUGUAUAGAUUUUUGCAUUUCCAACAAAAUUUCCUCUCACACAUCAUAUUCAACUCUAAACACGGGAUCAUCAUCGUCGUCAUCAUCAUCAUCAUCAGUGAGUGCAUUCGAGCCAGACUUUGUAAUACCAUUGGAAAAUGUUACGGUGGCGCAAGGACGUGAUGCCACAUUUACGUGCGUGGUCAAUAAUUUGGGUGGUCAUAGGGUGAGUGGAGAUUCUGGAACACCAGCCAAGGUAUGUAAUCGGUUUUAAAAGGCGUAAAAAUAAAAUAAAAUUUCUACUUUUUCUUUAAAAUUUAUUUUCAAAUUUUAUUUUAAACUUUAAAAGAAAGUAAAAUUUUUUUAUAUUCACUAAAGC
Messenger RNA from Lucilia sericata (common green bottle fly), 1341 nucleotides. Its product is annotated as sex-determining region Y protein-like. The transcript has 4 exons. The record is from RefSeq and is a predicted model, not a curated record. Bases 691 to 1236 code for a protein of 181 amino acids. Lineage: Eukaryota; Metazoa; Arthropoda; Insecta; Diptera; Calliphoridae.